Molecule: messenger RNA, 7219 nt
Organism: Physeter macrocephalus (sperm whale)
Lineage: Eukaryota; Metazoa; Chordata; Mammalia; Artiodactyla; Physeteridae
Gene: TTC9
Product: tetratricopeptide repeat domain 9
Exons: 3
Coding region: 202-864 (220 amino acids)
Molecular function (GO): protein binding
Source: RefSeq, a predicted model, not a curated record
CAAUCCGAGGAGGAGGAGGAGAGAGCAGCCUCCCGCAGCUGGCGAGGAGAAUGGGAGUGCGGGACGACAGACCACCGCGGGGUGUCACGGCCGCGGCCAAGCUUGCCAGGCGUGGGGCCGGCGCCCGGCGCUUUUAAACCCGGGAGGGCGCGGCGGCGGCGGGCGGAUCGCGGCGUGCGCUGGGCGCCGGGUGGCGGCCGAAUGGAGAGGAAGGGCUCGGCGGCCAAGGGGAACCCGAGCCCGCCGGCAGCCGGCGAGGCUCAACGGUCGCAGCCGCCUCUGUGCGUCCCGGGCGGCGGCGGAGGGACCCCGGCGCGGGGCCAGGGUGGCACGGCUGCGGAGCCAGCCGAGUUCAUCCGGCGAGCGCACGAGUUCAAGAGCCAAGGGGCGCAGUGCUACAAGGAUAAGAAAUUCCGCGAAGCCAUCGGCAAGUACCACAGGGCGUUGCUGGAGCUGAAGGGGCUGCUGCCGGCCUCCGGGGAACGGGAGCGGGACUCGCGCGCGGCCUUCCCGGCCGGGGCCCCCAACCCCGGGAGCCUCUCGGAGGAGCAGAGCAAGACGGUGGAAGCCAUCGAGAUCGACUGCUACAACAGCCUGGCAGCCUGCCUGCUCCAGGCUGAGCUGGUGAACUAUGAACGAGUCAAAGAGUACUGCCUCAAAGUCCUGAAGAAAGAAGGGGAGAAUUUCAAGGCGCUUUACCGGUCCGGUGUGGCCUUCUACCACCUUGGAGACUAUGACAAAGCACUCUACUACCUGAAAGAAGCAAGGACCCGACAGCCAACAGACACCAACGUGAUUCGAUAUAUCCAGCUGACGGAGAUGAAGCUCAGCAGAUGCUCCCAGAGAGAGAAGGAAGCCAUGUAACUGGAACACCUUUCUAGAGCCGAGCCUGACCCGGGACAUCCGGGCACCCCCUGGUGGAGAGCCCUUCCCAGGGUUCUGUUCCUUUCUCCCCACUUCCUCCUCCUAUCGCCCCUCAACUCUUUGUCUACCCCCAGUGUGAAAAGAAGGAGACGUGCAGAUUUGGAAUCUGGUGGGUUGCCCUGACAAGGGACAUCCUCUUUCCAGUAGGGCAGCCGCUGAGAGAGACCUAACUUCAGCGGGAACGGCUGGAGAGGACUGUCACAGGUUGGGAAUGCCAUUGCAGCUUUGACUUGGGCCAGUGCUUCUGGCAGAGGCAGAGCCUGGCAGGUGCACCAUCCCAAAGGCGUCAGGCACGGAGCCCACGGGCAGGACCCCUCCACAGCUUCCUGACAGACUGCAGCAUCUCAAGGCAACUGUGACCAAUUCAGGGAUGAGACAGACGCCAGAAGCGUUGGUUAAGCCAACAGAGUCUGAGAAUCUGUACACUGGAUUUCUGCACACACACCCGCUCCCCACCCCCAAGAACCUCAGGCCCUGCCUCCCCUCCCUCACUCGUUGUCUUGGUUUGUGCUUUCUCCUCUCCCACUUGGGGAUCUGAGGCUCUGCCAGGAUUCACAUGCCAUCGAAGCCCACUCUCAGUGCCCUCUGGUGACCACACAUACCAUUCUCCCAGACUCCCAGCCAGCAGGCAGCUGUGACAGCAGAAGGGCAGGGUAGAGUGGGCCAGGGGCUGACCACAUAGGGAUGGGGGGAGGGAGAGAUGAUAUCUAGGGGAAAGAGCAUUGUAUAGAUUGGGAGACUGAACUGCGGACGAAUUAAGUGUAAAUAAAAAUAAAUUAACAGGCAGCAGUUCCUGUCAUUUCUGUUGAAAGUGGCCCACUCCCUCACUUUUACUCCCUCCCGCAACCCUCAAUCAGAGCUGCUUGCAGCCAGGCAGGAUGGGGCUUCCCCCAAAGCAAUGGGCCAUUUGUGCAGUGGUGUACAAUGCUGGCUGCGCCUUUGUGCUUUUAGAGUAGGCUGGCAUUGUGGAGACUGCCCAGGGAUUUGGCUAUGUGGGAACUUGUAGCCUCUUCUUUGAUGAAAUUACCUGGACUCAAUAUCUAGCACAUAGAAUGUGUUCAACAAAUAUUUGUUGAAUGACUAAAUGGUGACUGCAGACUGGCUCUCCUGCCUUAAACUAAUUUCAUCCCAGCCUAGUCUCCUGAUACCUAUGCCCUUUUUGCGAUGCCAUGUUGCUUCCGUCAAAUAAGAGACAUUUACUGAGGGCUUCUUGUUUGCCUGUUGUUGUGCAGUUUGCCCUGGGACAUAGGAUGUAGUCCCAGUCUUCAAGGAGUUGGAAGAGUUGAGAAAUAGUCAUAGGAGAUUAUUACCAAUGAUACCUUUAAUUUAUAUGAUGCUUUAACAUUUUCAAAGCACUUUCAUGUAUUUUUUGUGUGAUCCGUGAGACAAUAUUGUACAAAUUAAAAUAUAUACAGAUGCAAUAAUAUUAAUAGUGAGCAUUAAAUGCACUAUCCUCAGAUCUUUACAUGUAUAAUCUCAUUUCUUUUGUGCAAUUACCCUACUAUUCCCAUCUGAUGGAUAAGAAAACUGAAAAAGAGAAAACUAGCCCAAUGUUGCAUGGCCUUAAGUGGCAUAGCUAGGAUUUGAACCGAGUCUGUCUGACUCCAGAGCUUCAGCUGUUAACUACUCUGUAGUUAGUUGCUGCCCUAAAAAGUAUAAUAUUGGGUAGUUACAACCAUUCAAAAGCAGGACAGUAUGUGUGACAAACCUUGACUACGUCAAUGAUGGUACGUGGGCUGCCUUUCAUAUUUUGCCCAAGGUGAAAAAUUGUCCCUAACACUUGACUCCCUAGUGGCGGAAAAGGCAGCUGAGACCCAGCAGUUAUUUCUGUGUAUUUUUUAUUCUCCUUGCUGAUGGGCCAGCACGUAUCCAAAUAAUCCACCUAGCAUUCCUCACCCCAUCCCCAGCUUUGGGGAAGAGUCACAAUUAUAGGUAGAGAUUGAAAGGAAACACGAAGUUCAUUCUGGGUUAUUUAUUUAAUCAGAGGCUCCAACACUGCAGGAUCCAAUCACUUCUGAGGGGCCCAGAAGCCAGCAGCACAGGUUAUAUUCACAUAGCUCCUCAAAGGCUUCCAACGGGGGCUGCAAGAAGGUGCUAGAAAUAACCAGGGGCCCCCAGUUUGUUGCCUAUAGCUCACCCUCUGGAGAAGGGAAAAAGGGAAAAAAGCUGUUACUGCUGCCACAUCCUCCCCCACCCCUACCAUGUCCUCCUCUCUGCCCUCUUCCUCCAAAAUGGUUUCACAGGACCCCAACUCAAAUCCACCCUGCAGCACACACAGUACAGGCAAACGUGCAAAACUCCCCUCUUCCUGAGGCUCCAGCCCAGAAAGUUUGUGAGUUGGCAGACUGCUUGUGAGGAUCUGAAGGAUGAAGAUGAGGUCAGAGGUGGCAUGCAGAACCAGUUCAAACCGGCAGGGUCUUCCUUUGGUCUUCGUGCCAUGAAGAAGGACUCAGAGUAACUAUUCGCAACGUGGAGCAGGAGAGGGGUCUUGCCUCACGGAGUGAGUUGGGGCAGGGCUGGACAGAUGGGGAUGAUAAGAUUGUUACCAUCCUUCCAAAGAAAAAAGUUGAAAACCAGAACUAGGUGAGGACAACCUCAUGGGACCUCAUAGAACAAGCCACCAGGUCUUCUGCUUGUCUGGUAACGUAGGUAUGCGUGCUGGGAACUCCAUUCACUGUGACCCAAAGUUAAAUGAUCCCAAAGAAAAAAGUUGCCUGGGACUUGUUUGAGAUGGUGGGACUGAACUUCCUGUGCGUUUGUCCAGAGACUUCAGAGAGCUGGUAGGCAACAUCAGCUCUGUUCCCUUUAACAAACCAUCAGCUUCCUUCUCCUCAUCCCUCCCCCAAACAGGGACUGUUAUUUAAUUACACGUUUUGUUUGCAGAUGUCACUGCUGAGCUAUACUUGGAGCGUUCAUCCUGGAUCUGACCUGCUUUGCCAUCUCCUGCUUGGACUUUUGUGAUAGACUCUUUGGGGAAAAAAAAUUAUACUUUUAUUGUAAUUAUUAUGAAAGCCUCACAUGUGUAUUGUAGAAAUAUGAGGGAAAAAAAAGAUAAAUUCCGCCCCAUAAUCCUACUACCGGAGACAGAUAUUGUUAUCCUUUUGGAUGUAUCUUUUGGUUGUUUUUGGUAUAAAUGUACACAUGCACAUGCAUUUUUUAAACAAAGAUUGGAUCAUACUGUACAUACUCUUUAAUAACUUACUUUUCAAAAGGUGUAUUUAUAUUGUAGAAUAUGUAAUGUAUACACAGGUACAAAAUUCAAGAAGUACAAAAAGAUCUGGAGUCAGAAGUAAAUCUCUUUCCUGCCCUGUCUGCCAGUCUCUAGUUUCUCUCCAGCUACUUGUAUAUCCUUUCAGAGACAGUUACGCAUUUUCAAAUGUAUGUAUCUAUUUUGUCACCAAUGGUAGCACAUGGGACACACUUUUUGCACCUUGUGCUACUUCUCCCACUAUAUCACGAACGUAACAUUUUUUGCUCGUCUCCCAAACUGUUUCAACAGCAUCCUCAUUAUAUGGGCGGACCCUCAUUUGGUAACCAAUCUUCCAAUAGUGAUUAUCUCAUUCGUUCCCAAUCUUUAUUGUAAAUAAUAUUGCAACAGACAUUCUUGUAGCUAAAUUUUGCACAUAUCUAGGACUAUUUCCUUAGGAUAAAAUCUGAGAAGGAUAUCGUUUGGCUAUCUUUAAGAAUUUUGAUAUAUUUUACCAACUGCCCUCCAGAGAGUUUGUACCAAAGCACUCUUCUAUUUGCAGGCUUGAGAGUGCCCUGUUCCCUGCACCCUCACCAUGGGUGGGUAUUAUCACUUACCAAAUCUUUACCAAUUUGAUAGGAAAAUAAUAGUAUAUCAAUGUUAUAUGAACUCACAAUUCUUUAUUAGUGAAUAGUAUCUUCAUAUGCUUAUUGACCAUUUGUAACUCCUUCUUUGUGAUUUUUCUAUUUAUUUGAUAUUGGUAUGUUUAUCUUUAUUAUCAAUAUGUAAUUUUGUUAAGAGUAUUAUUUUUGGCAAGAAACAUUGCCAAAUAUGCUUUCCAAGUGCUUUGCUUUCAAAUUUUGUUUAUGGUGCUUUUUGACAUACAUAAAUUCUUAAUUCUGCAAUUAGUUUGUUCCUCUGUUGCCAGCUUCUUCUGCCUACGGUUCAUCCUCUCACUUCUAUCAGAGUGGCCCUUCUAAAACACAAUCUGAUUAUGUCACUCCACAGCUUAGAAAUCUUUAAUGGCUCCUCAUCACUUUUAGGAUAAAGGCCAAACUCAGCAUAACACACAAGGUCUUUCAUGUGAUUUCUCCCACUGACACCUCCUGGUCCUCUUCCCAAGGUUCCCUACAUUCUACUGCUGCAUAGCUUCUUGUGAGUCCCCGAACCCAUUGUUCUUGGGUCUCUGGGCCUUUCCAUGCUGUUCCCUCUAUCUAGUUGGCUAUGCCUCACCCCUCCAAUCCACUCUUUGCCAUGCUAACUCCUAUAGGACUUGUUCAAGUCAUCACUGCUUGAAAGCCUUCCUUGACCCCUUAGUCUGCAUUCCAAACAACAUGAGUCUACCUCUGCCUAGCAUUUGCUACAAAUAAGAAUCAGAACUUCCUAUUUCUAUUUGUCCGGUCCACUAUCUGGAUGUUCCUCAAGGCAGACACGGUGGUUUAUUCAUCUUUGCAGCUAGAAUGCGUAGUACAAUGCCUGGCACCUACUAAGUGGCCAAUAAACAUUGCGCAUUGAACCUGGAAUGAAUGAUGGAUUCGGUGGCAAAUGUUACUUGAAGUAAGUGCAGGGCUCACUGGAUCUGGGCUUCUGAGGACUGAAGAAAUCCUAGGAGACUUGGGUUAGAAGAGAAGCUAUGUGCUCCAGUGCUGUGCUUUCCAAAACAUCAGAAUCACUUGAAGCAGCUUUUUAAAAAUACAUAAUCGCAGGCUGUGCCUUAGAUCCAUUGAAUCAUGGGGAUGACGCUCAAGAUACUAUAGUUUUUUAAUGUCCUGAAAAGUUUCCGCUGACCAGCCAGGUUAAGGAGCCACUGCUGAGGCAGACCAGCAGACAAUCAGAACACCCAGCUCCACUAUUUCAAAUCCUGUGACCUUUCGGCAUGGAUAUUUGGAGCUUUGUUUGAAUACCAGCUUUGAUGUCUACUAGCUGUGUGACCUUGGUGCAGUUGCUUGACUUCUCUGAUCCUCAUUUUCCUCACCUAUACAUGGCAUAAUGUCAUAUUACUUAAAAGGCUGUUGGGAGGAUUAAGAAGUACCUGUCUCCUAGCUCAGUACUUGGCACAGAGUAAGCAUGGAAUAAACAUUCAUUUCUUCCUCCCACCCUCCUCAGCCUCAGUUUCCUCAUUUAUAGUGUGGCUACCAAUACCUGUAUGUUUAUCUUCUGUAUUUCCCUACACUGCACUCUAGAAGAAAGUGAACUUCCAGCAGGCCCCUGGGUUACUCUCUGAUCAAAUAGAACAAGUAUAGAUACUUGGGGGUUAGGGGAGCAGAGGAAGCCCCAUACUCCAUUGCAUGCCUUCUCCAAGCACAUCAGACUCCACAGCAAUCGGUUGGAAUAAUUCUGAUGGUUUUCAGAACCAGGUGUUUCCUAGUCACACCCAAAGAUCAACACAGUUUUCUUUCUGCAGUUGCUCCCAGAGGCUAGCGGCUUCUGCGCUGCAAGGAGAAGGCAAUUGUCAGGGAAGAGGAUAGCCAUCGCCCACUCUCCUUCCAAUGCCAUGGUAUCCACAUCCUGUGCCUCAGAGCAGGGAAGACAAAACUGGCUGCAAGGCCAAAAUAGCUGAUCUGCAGCUGCUUAGAUUAAGGUGCCCCUGCUUCCCACUCCUGAUGCCUGCACUGUCUCUUCCUGCCAGCCCAGAGCGGGUGGCAGAGGCAGGGAAAAUGCAUUCAGUCCAUCAGGCGUGACAGAGUUCAAAUUACCAAGUCAGCAUGAAAAGUCCCCCUCUAAAUGGACUGAAAUUGGAUUCUGUAAAAAAACCACCCUCAGUGAGGCCCUUGGCUAUUCAUAUUUGCUAAGACAUGGAGAAGGGGGAGAAGGCAGAGGCCCCUGCAAAAUGUUGGGAAUCUCAGCUGUUCUGUUGAAUUGCUUGUCUGGAAGUAAGCCAACAAUUGAAAGCCAGAUUGGCCCUGUCUUCAACAUCUCACAGAAUAUUAGGGCUGGAAAGAAUCUUAAAGCUCAAUAGUUCAACCUCUCAACUUACAGAUGAGGGAUCAAGCCCAGAGAAGAUAAGUGACUUCUUCAAGGUCACACAAGCUAGUAAGUAACAAAGCCAGAACUAGAACUCACAUUAGUUUCCACAUCAGUUUUCUAACAACAAAAUUAAAUUCUACC